Molecule: messenger RNA, 558 nt
Organism: Heterobilharzia americana
Lineage: Eukaryota; Metazoa; Platyhelminthes; Trematoda; Strigeidida; Schistosomatidae
Source: the annotation of a GenBank genome assembly
CAAAUAAUGCAGAGCAAGAGAAAAAGGAGGAUUUCUACAGACAACUUCAAUCAACACUGGACAAGACGUCAGUUGGCGAUAUCAAAAUUCUAAUGGGUGGUGUGACAUGAAUGCCAAACUGGGAGGGGACAACACAGGAAGAGAACUAACCAUGGGUCGAGAGGCGCUAGGUGAAAUGAAUGAGAAUGGAGAAUUGUUUGCAGAAUUCUGUGCAUUCAACGAUUUGGUGAUUGGAGGCAGUGUGUUCAGGCACAAAGAUAUCCACAAAGCGACAUGGAUUUCACCAGAUGGACACACUAAAAAUCAAAUCGACUUUAUCUCAAUCUCAAGAAAAUGGAGACGCAGUCUACUUAACACAAGGUCAAGAAGAGGAGCAGAUGUAGGUUCAGACCACUAUCUAGUGCAAGGAACCUUCCAAAUCAAGUUAAAAGCCUUCAAGGAAGCUGGUGAUAGACCUCAAUUCAAGUACAACACUCGGAAACUGAAGGAUGAAACUACAAAGGAGAUCUUCAAGGCAGCCAUCAAGACAAAAUGGGAGACAUCGAGGAACAUCCCUGA